AUGGGUUUUGUUAGUCCAGAAAUUGUCGGAACCCUGGCGCCUAUAAAAGUAGAGGAAGGUUGCGAGGUAACUCCUCCGAUGACCGGUGAUCUAGCUCGAAGUGGCGCUAUUGCACCGUCACCGUCGAUGGACUCUAAUAUAACGCUUUGGCAAUUUCUACUGGAAAUGCUAAACAAGAAUGAAUUUCCGCAUCUGAUCAAGUGGAGUAGUAACGAUGGGGAAUUUAAGCUGGUUGAUGCUGAGGGUGUCGCCAAACUUUGGGGGCUUCGGAAGAACAAACCACAUAUGAAUUACGAUAAGCUGUCGCGGGCUCUUCGCUAUUAUUAUGAUAAGAAUAUUAUAAAAAAAGUAAACGGCCAGAAAUUCGUCUAUCGUUUCGUUGUUCAAGAUAGCUGCAAUAAAGAUAACUUUCAUUUUACGAUGCCAAAAAUAGAACCAAAUGUUGUUGACAAUACUGGAAAAGACACCAACCCGGUGACAUCGAUUCGUCCACAAUUUACUGCAACUCCUUCCGCUUACCAAGGCAACUUGGAUGAGAAUCACGCCCUAAACUUUGCCAACAUUUCAGCUUCAGUCCCUAUGUCAAGUCCCUCACCAGCCAAUAGCAUUUGUACUGCAGACAGUGUUGAAGGAAGUAGUGGUAUUAGCAGUGCAGGACCUCAUUCUUCUCAUUCAACCGACAUAUCAUAUCAGAACUCUGUGGUUCGCAGCACAGCCUCAACGAUUACUUCAUUGCCGUCGACUAGUCAACAAAACCCGUGCGAUCAAGUACCAACGCGACCGGUCUCAGCAUCCUCAACACAUAGCAGCUCAACAGUACAUACCGAAACAACUGAUCUCAGCCAAACGGUUUCGCGAAAGCGCAAAAGCCCGGUGAAUGGUAUAGCAAAAGACCAAGCAGAAUUGGUUUCGGUUGUCCGACCACGUGUAUCAACAUCGCAGGAUUCUGAUUCACCACCAAAGUCUUGUAACACUGCUCCACAAACAUCUUCGUCGUCAACGACUCCUGCACCUACGUUAAAACGACUGAAACCCCGCCCACUGAAUUUGGCCGCAGCCCAGUCGUUAAAUGUAUCGUCGGCAACCAGUUUGAAUUCUGGAAGUACGCUUGUCGCGCAUUCUCCAUAUCUUAAUGGGGCUGCAGCAGCAAUUGCAUCAUCGCCGAUUCUCAACCUCUAUGCGUCAUCCUUAUCGGCAUCGCUUUCCGCAAACUGUAUCCUAUCCAGCAGUCCUUUUAUUCCAUCUCUAACAACUGCUGCAGCAGCUGCAGCCGCUUGUAGUCCAUUGUUUAGUACGAUGAAUUCACCUGUUGCACCUCAGCCACAGAAGGUUGUUACACCGACAGCAGCUACCACCCCAAUCUUCCAGUUUCCUCCGAACCCUCAACAGAUGGCUGCAAUGGCAACCGCAGUUAUGUCGUCACCAUUGUUUCCGUAUUUCGGUCAGUCAAUUAAUCUGGGUGGGCAAGGAUGUCAGACAUAUAGUCGUAGUUUGGUUAGCCGAAGCCCAGAAAGUUUAAAAACACCCGUUGUCAUUCCAAAAGAUUUUUAA
This is a messenger RNA of Enterobius vermicularis (human pinworm), 1551 nucleotides long. Lineage: Eukaryota; Metazoa; Nematoda; Chromadorea; Rhabditida; Oxyuridae. The record is from the annotation of a GenBank genome assembly.